Messenger RNA from Terrapene triunguis (Three-toed box turtle), 948 nucleotides. Its product is annotated as CD209 antigen-like protein C. Lineage: Eukaryota; Metazoa; Chordata; Testudines; Emydidae. The record is from RefSeq and is a predicted model, not a curated record. Bases 1 to 948 code for a protein of 315 amino acids. The transcript is spliced from 9 exons.
AUGGAGAUGGACAGCUCCUACCACAAAUGGGACAGCUCAGAGCAAGUGGAACUGGCAGUGCAGGGAGGAAGCCGCGCACCUGGGAGAGGCGGUAAAGCUCUUUGCCUCUCCAACUCCACCCAAGGGAAGGCCUUUGCGAUCCUGUAUCUCCUGCUGGCGAUUUGCAUUGCAGUGGCCACAGCUCUCAUCGUGGUGAACCGUAGGAAAUUGUCCCGGGGUCUUGCCGAAGCCCAGCUGGAUCGAGAUACAAUAAGAAGAGAUGCCAAGAGAAAUCUGUCACAUCACCAGGACUAUAUAGAGUUGAAGAUGUCCAAAGAAUUCAACGUAUUUAACAGUCGACUUCUUAAUGUGUCCAAGGAGAUGGCUGGGGUUAGGCUGGGGAUCGAGGAGAUCCAAGGUGAUCACGUGAAAGACCCAUCACAUCUCCAGGACACCAUAGAGAUAAGGAACCUAACGCACAGUAUGUCGAAGGAGCUGGCUGAGGUGAGAAGGGACCAUGAUAGACUCCAGGAGGUCUUGAGCAGGGUGCAGGACGAGUUACAGAAUCUCACAGAAUUCACCUGCAUGAAAUGUCCACCUGGCUGGCAGCGUUUUGAGAAAAGUUGCUACUUCUUUUCAACAUCGACUAAAUCCUGGCCGGACGCUAAGCAGUUCUGUAUGGAUCAAAAGUCUGGCCUGGUUAUCGUUAACACCGAAGAGGAACAGACGUUUUUGUCAAACCACAUCACUGAACCCCACGUGUACUGGCUGGGCCUCAGCGACUCAGCGAAGGAAGGGGAGUGGCGCUGGGUGGACGGCAGCCCCCUGUCUGUCAGGUUCUGGUUCCCCGGGGAACCCAACAAUGGUGUGGGACUCGAGGAGGACUGUGUCCACCUGCGCUCUGACGGGAAUUGGAACGAUGCCAUCUGCUCCUUGACUCAUUACUGGAUCUGCGAACAGAAGUACUAG